This is a messenger RNA of Brassica napus (rape), 1122 nucleotides long. RefSeq names its product glutathione S-transferase U28. NCBI's taxonomy places the organism in Eukaryota, Viridiplantae, Streptophyta, Magnoliopsida, Brassicales, Brassicaceae. Bases 147 to 821 code for a protein of 224 amino acids. Gene Ontology annotation, molecular function: glutathione transferase activity. The record is from RefSeq and is a predicted model, not a curated record. Gene Ontology annotation, biological process: glutathione metabolic process. The transcript has 2 exons. Gene Ontology annotation, cellular component: cytoplasm.
UCCACGAUGGUCUGGACAGCACAUUCUUAAAUUUAACUAAUCCAAUCUCUUUCCCACGUCUUGACCAUGUUCACUUCUCAACGAUCAUACACGAAUGUGCAUAUAUAAGCGCUUUUUGGCAAGGAAAUUGCAGAACUAAACAAACAAUGGGGAAAGAAAAUGAGAAAGUUGUGCUUUUGGAUUUCUGGGCAAGUCCUUACGCCAUGAGGACGAAGAUUGCCUUGAGAGAGAAAGGAGUCGAGUUCGAGACUCAACAAGAAGACUUGUGGAACAAGAGUGAGCUCUUGCUGAAAUCAAACCCUGUUCACAAGAAAGUCCCUGUCCUUAUCCAUGGCGGCAAACCCGUCUCUGAAUCUCUCGUUCAGGUUCAGUACAUCGACGAGACGUGGACUGAUGCUGCUUCUUUCUUGCCCUCUGAUCCUCAAGCCAGAGCCAAUGCAAGGUUCUGGGCUGAUUUCGCCGAGAAAACGAUAUCGUUUGAAGGAGGAAGAAAGAUUUGGGGAAACAACAAAGGAGAAGAACAAGAGAAAGGCAAGAAGGUGUUUCUUGACAGCUUGAAGGUUCUUGAAGCUGAGCUUGGAGACAAGCCUUACUUUGGAGGAGAGACAUUUGGUUAUGUUGACAUCGCUCUUGUCCCAUUCUACAGUUGGUUCUAUUCACUCGAGAAAUGUGGUGAUUUUUCUGUGGAAGCUGAGUGUCCUAAGAUCGUGGCUUGGGGAAAGAGAUGUGUUGAACGCGACAGUGUUGCUGCUUCGUUGCCUGAAUCUGAGAUAGUGUAUCAGCAAGUGCUUAAGCUCAGACAGAUUUUCGGUGUUGAAUAAAUGCGAAAAUUGCAUUCUGAACAUCUUUGAAUCUUGUCUUUUUAAGUUUCCGUGUUGCAAGUGUUUAUUGUUGUUCUUUUGAGAAAUAAACUGGCUGUCUUUUUUUUCUGGUUUAUGAUCCAUCUGUUCGAUCAUAAUGUUUUUAUCUUUAUUAGUUUUUGUGACACCCGUCACCUCCUAUCUGGAGGACAACGUGUCACUCCCGACGCGUCAUCAUACAACAAUGUGGCACCCGUCUCCUUCUCACUAAGGACGACGGGCCACCAACAAUAUCCCGUAAUAUAAAAGUCCAUAAACCCAA